GCCCCUUGGGCGACCGGGCCGGCACCAACCCGACCCACUGCGCAGGCGCGGGAAAGUUGAACUUCUGAAAGUGUACGCAAGUCCACUGAAGGAGGAGGGGGAGGUGGCUCCCGGCACCAGGUGCCCCCAUGGCAGGCUCAGAAGAGCUGGGGCUCCGGGAGGACACGCUGAGAGUCCUAGCGGCCUUCUUUAGGCGAGGUGAGGCCGCCGGGUCCCCCAUUCCAACCCCACCCAGGAGUCCUGCCCAGGAGGAGCCAACAGAUUUCCUGAGCCGUCUUCGAAGAUGUCUUCCCUGCCCCCUGGGGCGAGGAGCAGUUCCCCCUGAGUCCCCUCGGCCUUGCUCCCUGCCCCUCCGCCCAUGCUAUGUUUCAGAGCCUGGCCCAGCUACUCCGGAUUUCUAUGCUCUGGUGGCCCAGCGGCUAGAACAGCUGGUCCAAGAGCAACUGAGAUCCCCACCUAGCCCAGAGUUACAGGGUCCCCCACCCACAGAGAAGGAAGCCCUGCUGCGGAAGCUGGUGGCCCUGCUGGAGGAAGAGGCAGACGUCAUCAACCAGAAGCUGGCCUCGGACCCCGCCCUGCGCGGAAAGCUGGCCCGCCUCUCCGCGGGCUCCUUCGCCCGCCUGGUGGAGCUGUUCUCCUGCCGGGAGAGCAGCCCUCUACCCGGUCGCGCACGCCCCUCCUUGCCCUGCCCUGGGCCCCCUCCGCCUUCCCCGGAGCCCCUGGCCCGCCUGGCCCUGGCCAUGGAGCUGAGCCGCCGCGUGGCCGGGCUGGGGGGCACCCUGGCCGGACUCAGCGUGGAGCACGUGCACAGCUUCGCGCCCUGGAUCCAGGCCCACGGGGGCUGGGAGGGCAUCCUGGCCAUUUCACCCGUGGACUUGAACUUACCCCUGGACUGAGAUCUUCCUCAGAAGCUGCUACCAGAUUAGACCUCAUGUCUCUAUGUUCUUCCUGUGCUUUGCCAAACCUUCCUGUUCCGCUCAGGGUUGUGGGGUGGGUUGCCCUGCCUGUUUCUGCCAAAAAGAAAUUGUUUUAAAUUUUUUCACAUUAAAGACUUUUUCAAGUA
Neofelis nebulosa (Clouded leopard) is the source of this 1063-nucleotide messenger RNA. It is a transcript of the gene BCL2L12, whose product is annotated as BCL2 like 12. NCBI's taxonomy places the organism in Eukaryota, Metazoa, Chordata, Mammalia, Carnivora, Felidae. The transcript is spliced from 7 exons. The record is from RefSeq and is a predicted model, not a curated record. The coding region runs from base 129 to 896 and encodes 255 amino acids. Gene Ontology annotation, biological process: regulation of apoptotic process.